UUAAUUUUUAGCAUAGACUCUACUCUACAGAGUAGACCCUACUCUUCUUCUCAAACCCUUCUCGAAACAGACGACAUCCAUCUCCAGAACCGACCCCUAUCUCCGGACGCAGCACAUGGCGGCGACUUUCUCCGUGUAGUCGUUACCGGCGGCGGCGGGGGGAACAACUGGUUUCGGGUGGAGAUCGAGUUGACGACGGCGAGAUCCAAACGAUCCAGAUGAAAGCCGGACUGGAGGGAGGGUGUGGAUUACUGAUGGAGAAUCUCUCUGUUGGAUCGAAGGAGUUUUGCGACGAUGGAGGCUGGAUUGACGAUGGGAUUUCUCUUCUCUGUUGGAUUUCCGCAGGCGGCGCUGGUGGUGUUUUUAGUCGGAGAAACGGAAAGAGGCAGUGGGGGUGAGACCGCAAUGGAUUGGAAUCUCAUCACUAAUUCGCCUGCUGUUGGACUCUCCUCUAGAGUUGAAGAAGAUGCUAAAACCAGGUGCAUAGAUAAGGAAAGACAAGCUCUCCUCAAGUUCAAAGAAGCUCUUGUAGAUGAUUACGGUCGUCUCUCAUCUUGGGGGAGUGAAGAAGAUAAAAGAGAUUGUUGCAAAUGGAGAGGAGUUUGGUGCAACAACCGCACUGGUCAUGUCACAAUGCUCGAUCUUCAUUUAUCAGAUGAUCCUUCUUAUCAUCCACUGCAAGGUAAGAUUAGUACUUCAUUGCUUGCAUUGCAACAUUUGAAGUAUUUGGACCUCAAUGGAAAUAAUUUUUAUGACGACAUCACAAAGUUGGGGAACUUUUCUAAGUUACGGUAUCUUUAUCUUGGCUACAAUUUUGAUCUGAAGUGUGAAAAUCUUGAGUGGCUUUCUCAUCUUUCUUUAUUAAGUCACUUGGACCUUAGUUAUGUUAACCUCAGUAAAGCAGUCGACUGGGUUCAAUCUAUCAAUAAUCUCCCUCUCCUAAAAGAGUUAAGGUUAUUUGAUUGUACACUUCCUGCUAUCACUACUCAUCCCUCACAUCCUUUUAAUUCUUCUCUGUCUCUUUCUAUACUUGAUCUAUCUUAUAAUGAUCUAUCUUCUUCAAUAUACAGUUGGUUGUUCAACUUUAGUAGUAGCCUUAUUUAUGUAGACCUUUUUGGUAACCAGUUAAAAGGUCCGAUUCCUGAUUCUUUUGGAGGCAUGAUUUCCCUCACAAAUCUUGGUCUUGGUUACAAUCAUCUUGAAUGUGCCCUUCCAAAAUCCUUUGCAAAUUUAAGUCGUUUGCAAUCUUUACAUCUGGCUGGAAACAAUUUAACUGAAGAACUUCAUCAGUUCCUUCAAAAGUUGUUUGCGGCAGAGGACUCAUUACAGGUUUUGUAUGUGUUUGACAAUCGACUUAGUGGUCCAUUGCCUGAUUUUACAACAUUUUCUUCCUUAAUAGAAUUGUCUGUUGGCUCUAAUCAAUUGAGUGGGUCCAUCCCAGAAACUUUUGGGCAACUUUCUAGUCUUGUUUCUCUUCAGUUGUAUGGAAACCAAAUUACAGGGUCAGUGCCUGACCUUUCAAUGUUUCCAUCAUUGACGGAUUUAGGACUUGGAGACAAUCAGUUGAAUGGUACUAUACACAGAAAUAUUGGACAACUUUCCAAGCUUGAGCAUUUUGACGUCUCUUUCAAUUCAUUAAAAGUCGUACUCUCUGAAACUCACUUUUCUAAUAUGUCCAGUCUGAAGUUUUUGUUAUUUUCUUCAAACGCAUUGCUAACUUUUAAUUUCUGUUCUGACUGGGUUCCUCCUUUCCAACUUGAUGUUAUACAGUUGUCCUCUUGUAAGUUGGGGCCUCAUUUUCCAAAAUGGCUUCAAACGCAAGUUAACUUCUCCCACCUUGAUAUCUCAAGUGCUGAAAUUUCAGAUGUUGUUCCUAGUUGGUUCUGGGAUCUUUCCCCUGGUUUAAUUUAUUUAAACUUGUCUAACAAUCUGAUCAAAGGCUUGUUGCCUGAUUUAUCAUUGAAGUAUCAUGGUUAUCUUAGUAUAGAUUUAAGUUUGAAUCAUUUUAUGGGUCCAAUGCCACUAGCUCCUCCUAAUGUAACACUUUUGGAUCUCUCCAAAAAUAAGUUAUCGGGUUCACUCUCUUUCUUAUGUGCAAUUACGGGUAUGGAGCUCACCUAUCUUGACCUCUCAAAUAACUCACUAUCAGGAGAGCUUCCAAGCUGUUGGGUGCACCUCACAUCUCUAUCGAUCGUUAAUUUGGCAUACAAUAAUUUUUACGGGAAAAUUCCGAGAUCAAUGGGUUCCUUAGGAGAAAUUGAUACUCUGAACUUGCGCAGCAACAAUUUCUCGGGGGGAGUUCCUUCUUCAUUAAAGAGAUGCACAAAGUUAAGAAUGUUUGAUCUGGGAGAAAAUAAACUCACAGGAAAAAUACCAGCAUGGAUAGGAACACAUCUAACAAGUUUAAUUGUUCUUAGUCUACGAUUCAAUGAGUUCAGUGGAAGCAUACCUCGACAUAUAUGUCACCUUAACCAAAUUCAAGUUUUGGACUUCUCCCAUAAUCGUUUAUCAGGAAACAUACCACACUGUUUUCACAAUUUUACUGCCUUGGUGGAAAGUAAGAGUUCUAGUGCAACCAUUUCUUUUUAUUGUAUGAAAUUUUAUGGCUCUUAUGCUCAAAGUGGCACCUAUAUUGAGAAUGCAUUGGUGCUGUGGAAAGGAAAAGAGUCAGAAUACGGAAAUACUUUGGGACUACUAAAAUGCAUUGAUCUUUCUAGCAAUGAACUUGUUGGGAAAAUUCCUAAACAAGUUGGGAGUCUUGCAGGGUUGGUUUCGUUGGACCUAUCAAGAAAUAAUUUGACAGGAAAUAUCAUCCAAGAAGUUGGUUGGAUGAAAAUGUUGGAAUCUCUUGACUUGUCUGCAAAUGAGCUUUCUGGCUUGAUUCCUGACGGCCUCGCUGAUCUAAAUUUUCUCAGUGUGUUGAAUUUGUCAAAUAACAGGUUGUCGGGGAAAAUCCCAAUAAGCACUCAAUUGCAAAGCUUUGAUCCCUCUGUAUAUUCUGGGAACCCUGAACUUUGUGGGCUUCCACUUCCGAAUAAGUGUCCUGGAGAAGAAAUAGUUGUGGAACCUCUAGUUAUUGUUCAAGAAGAUGACGACAACUUUAUUACCACUGGAUUUUACAUUAGUAUGGGGCUGGGUUUCACCCUUGGAUUUUGGACAGUUUUUGGCACUAUGAUUUUUAACAAACCAUCUAGACAUGCUUAUUUCGAGUUCUUGGACCGCAUAAAGAAUUGGUUUUAUGUGACAACUGCACUACGUAUGGCUAGAUUGCAAAGAAGGCUUCAGAGGUAAACGGUCUAUGUUGCAAGCUAUCUUCAGCUUAUUGCUCCCAAGAUCUAUCUGUAUGGAUACACCUGAGAGACGAGUAGUGAGUUUGGAGUAUACGAGGUGGAGCUAUCAGCAUAACUGUUUCACUAUGUUUUUGUUGAAAUGAUGAAAUAACUUCAUUAAUAUUUAUUUUCAUUUGUAAUUAUAUUGUGGAUCGUAUGUUUGGGUGUUUGUUUUUGCUAUCAAAUGUGUUUGGAAGGAUGGCAAUCAAAUGUUUGUAAUUUUCUAGUUAAUUUUAUAAAUUAUUGAGUAUGAUUAUGAUUAUA
This is a messenger RNA of Camellia sinensis, 3593 nucleotides long. The record is from RefSeq and is a predicted model, not a curated record. NCBI's taxonomy places the organism in Eukaryota, Viridiplantae, Streptophyta, Magnoliopsida, Ericales, Theaceae.